AUGGACUCUGAUUUGGACAAGAUUGAUAGCAGCGAGGAGAAAUUCAUAGGGCCCUUUGGAGUGUUCCGGUUAAAUAAAGAAGACAGGGUGGAGCGGCCAGCCUUUGUUGCUGCGCCGUCGUCAUUUGUUGCUCCAUCCUUUGAGACAAUUAUUCCUCGGGAGCUGUGGCUGCACCCGCGGUUGCAAGUCGAUGCGCUUUUGACGUACCGAACAAUGAUUGGAGAUGCUAUGGUCAACACCAACGAUUGGGAGAUGGUGAAGCGGGAGAUUUUCGCCGAGUACUAUGGCAGCACGCCUCGUAACAGGCUUGUGGACCGUAUCAUGUUGAGUGAUUCCGAAAAUGAAGCCGUGACGGAAAGUUAUCUGAAAAAAUUAGUGUUGGAGCUGGGUCCUCAGAGCACGGGCGAUGUAUUUCUAGAUUUUCUCGAGCACCCCAAGACACGUGGCUGGAUCCAGCAAUUUACGCGUCAGUGUACUAGCCUGAUGUUUGUGGCUUAUAAAGGCAGCAUUCUGGACAAGCUCGUGGUGCCGACUCUGCUUCGAGACGUCGGCGAGUUGGUGGUGCAAAAAGCCCGGAAAUCAGAACACAGCAAUGUAAUCUACUUGCUGAAACAGACUUUUGUGCUGCAGUCACUUGCAAUUUCGACGCUGGGCAGAUACCAGGCGCUUUUUGACAUUUCUGGGGAACACGAGAGCUCGAUGUCUCUGCUGCGUGCGUUCAUUUUUUUGCGUGAGGCUAGUUUGGCCAACCUGAGCCGUGCUCUGAGUCCAUUGGUGACCAUGAAGGGCGAGCGGCCGGAAGUGACGAACGACGAGCUGCUGGACGCGAUUCUGCAGAACGGCAUGAUUGACCAGCUACUGAUGGUGAUUUUGAUGGCCAUCAAACAGGACGAGUCGAUGAGCAUAUUCCAUAACUACAAGUUUUUGCACGGUGUUGCGGGUGGCAUCGGCAAGCUCCUUGAGACUCGCGAGCUGGAGAGCAGCACGAAAGACCUCAUACUGUGGCUACGGUACCUGAAUAUGUUAUUCAAGUCUACUUCGAUCAUCGAUAUUGAGAACUACCAUUUAGAGGAGGAAAAAUUGGACCUCAAGGAGGUGGCUCUGCCAACAGAGGACCCGACAAAAAUCGAAAUCAAGCAGCUGGUCGUGGAGGAGAGCUGGGAAAACCUUCAGCUCAGCAACGUGCCGCGCAAGCUGGCGCAACGACCGCCUGUCGAGGACAAACCUCCGCGAAAAUACGUGGUGCAAUUUACCUAUGGCCAGCAAAUAGAGUCAGAAGACGACGAGGACGAUGACAAUGAAAACGAAGGCGAGCCCAUUCAGUUCAAAUUUCCUAUUGCCGACCUCCCGUUCUCCCCAAUCGAGCUCAAUUUCGGAAUCCCCCGCAGUCUUCUUGAACUGAUGGAGCGCACUGUGGAGCUAUCCGACCACAGAAAUUAUAUUCUACGGAAAAAAGUGUAUCCACGCAAUUUCCCCAAACAGUGCUGCGACCUGGAAGAGGACCUGCGCAACUGGAAGCUUCCGUGGGUGCUGUACGAGCAGCGCGAUGGCGUGCUGUAUUUUUACAGCCCCGUGCACGAGAGCGUGUACCAUCUGUCGGUGUGCUUUUACUACACCACGCUUAUGUUUUUCUACCGCAUAAUUAAAGAGUCGCAUCCCAACCAGCUGCAGAGCCACGUUGCGUCCACGCUGUACCAUUUGGAGGCCCUGUGGAACUUGAAGCUACGGGUGCGUCGGACGGCCGAUUUGCGUGUAAAUCUGCCGUUUUGGUGCUUUUUCCUGUCUGGCUCCGACGCCCUGGACGAAGAGCUCCAGACCCGCUACGACAUUCUUGGCCGCACGGCGUUCGACGCAGGCGACCGCUGGAUCGGCAAACAGGCGCUCUUUGAGAUUUGGCGCGGCCGCAACAGCAACGAUGACGAGUUGCGUGUCGCUUCGUGGCUCGACCUGGUGAAAUACUGGCAAAUCGGUGGAUACAUGUAA
Ogataea parapolymorpha DL-1 is the source of this 1983-nucleotide messenger RNA. RefSeq lists its product as uncharacterized. The transcript has a single exon. The record is from RefSeq and is a predicted model, not a curated record. The coding region runs from base 1 to 1983 and encodes 660 amino acids. Lineage: Eukaryota; Fungi; Ascomycota; Pichiomycetes; Pichiales; Pichiaceae.